UAAACCACGUGAAUUGUCUUUCCUUUUUACGAUUUGUGCCUCUAUUAAAUCGUAUUUAUUACAAAAUAUAGUUUUAAACUUUACAUAUUUGUUGGCCCACAUUGUAGUUUGUAUUAUUUCCUGAAACUUUUAACUAUGAAAACAAAAAAGAAAGCAGGAAGAAGAUUGAAACGAGAUUGGCGAAGAAAAAUCGACGUAACCGAUGUGGACACAUACUUGGAUAAUAAGAGACUCGAAGAACGCAUAGGGUAUAAAAUGCUUUGAUACCUACUCAUAAUAUAUUAUAUUAUAAUUAGGGUUAGGUAUAAAUUAUAUUAUACUAAUGUUUUAUUUUUUGUUUUAAAGGGUGUCUUUUACCGAGAAAAAAAAUGAAGAGCUGUUUCAUAUUGAUGUAAGCGGAAAGAAAAAAAAUAUCCUUAAACCCCCAAAAAAAUCCUUAGAUGCCCCUUUAAAAUGUUUAUCAAGUUUGCAAUCAACUUCUGCUAUUGUACCACUCGCUAAGAGGUAAUUUUAAAAUUAUGUAUAUGGUUUGAAUUUUAUAUUAAUAAUAUUGGUAAUUGGAAAGCGACACUGUAAAAAUUGACAAGGGUCAAAUAUAUUUCACUUAAAAAUUGCAAAUAUUAGUGGCUAAUUGCAGUUUAUUGACCUCGGAGCAAAUAACCUCCAUUUUAUGGUUAUAUAUUCUAAAGGCGUACCCUAGAAUUUUUAUGGAGGGGAGAGGUAGUUAAAUAUAUUAUUUUUAAAUUGUAAUAGUAUUUAUUUUUAAAUAUGUACAGAAAUUCGAAAGAAUACUUGUGCUCAAUUUUAUGCACUUGUUUAUAAAAUUACAUUUAUGUUAAUUUUUGCAUUUUGAGUUUUGAUUUAUUUACAGUGUUUUUAUCCAAGCAACAUAUUGUCACAUUCAAAUAGGAUUAAAAAAUGAUUAUAGACCAACCAGAUGAAGAAUUUUCUUUUUUUUGCCGACAGUUGGGCGCAUUAGUAUUUUUACCCGUGUGUGUGAUGUAGCUAAAGGAAUAAUGCAUUUGAAAAGUAUAAUGCCUGAAAAGGCUUCAUCAAUUUUAGAAUAUUAUAAUAAUACUCAUAUAACUGGUUUAUUUAAACAAAUUAAUUUGAUAUAAGACAAUUCCAUAUUCUUACAAAAUUGUCCAUCAUUAUUUCCAUCUCACAUUUGGAAUGUUAAUAAUAUAACAUUAAAUUAUGGUGAUCGGACCAAUAACCAAACGGAGGGGUGAAAUCAUGGGUUCUCAAAGUGGGCCAUUGCCAUCCUUCUAUGCGGAUAUUAAUUACAAAAAUCUGGUUGGAGGUGGCAAAUAAAGAAUCAAAAUUUUUCAAGAUUCACUGGGUACAUUACUAAAAUAAUAAAACAAAAAUCUAUGCAGUAUUACAGAAUAAACAGAAAACACGUGAAGAAUAUUUAAGUGGGCAAAAGAGAUAUACCAAAUUUUUUAUUACCUUAAACAUAUAAUAUAUGAUAUUUGUAAUAAUUUAUAAUAUUGACUUUAAUUGAUAAAUCUAAUGUUAGUGAUUUUUAAGUAAAAUGUAUUUGAUGCAUUUUACCCUUAUCAGAUUUUACCAUGACAUUUUUACUUGAUGUUUUUUCAAAUAUUUGAUAAUAUUACCUACAAUAUUAUAUUAGAUAAGUUUAUUGUAAAAAGUUAAUUAAAUUGUAAAUAUUGUUAUUUGUGUAUGUAGAAGUGUAAAAAAAAAUAAAAAGAACAAAAACAAGAGUGACGAAAAAUUUGAUAAAAACAUUAAACCACUUAAAAAAACUAUAAUUAAAAAAAAAGAUGCACAAAAAUUAAAUAAAAUCUUGAAAUCUAAAGUUAAAAUGUUGCAACUGAAAGAAAAUUCAACAAAUAAUGAUGUAUUCAAUAAGGAUUUAUGGUCAGGCUACAGAGGUAUGUUUUUGUUAAUUAAUAAACUUUUAAAUUGUAAAAUUAAAGUAUUUGAACUGUUUUUAAUAUUCAAACUGCCGCUCUACCAAUCACCCAAAUAUGUGACGUUAGACUGUUUAGGAUCAGUAGAAGUAGUGUUAGAAGACACUUACCUCAGUGGUAGAGCAAUAACCCUCAGACUUGAUAAGUGAUAAGUCAAAUAGAUUCAAGUUCGAUUCUUAGUACUGCCGCCAUAUUUUUAGCAUUAUUUUCUGGACGAGAAUAGUCGCAUCAAAAAUUUCUUCCCACAUAUGAAUAAUUGUUUUUUUUUUUUCUAAGAACUUGUAUCAUUAUUAUUACUAUCCUACAGAACCAGGACAACAUAAAGAAAAACUCAUUAAUAAUGUUAUUAAAUGGUUGCCAAGUGAAGUAUUAAAUCACAAUGCCAAAAUUCUUCCAAAACUAAGUGACAAAAAAAUGGUUCAUCCAAGCCAAAGGUUAUGCAAGGUAGAUGAUAUGAAAUGUCCACAUCCUGGUCUUUCGUAUAAUCCAACCAUAGAAGAUCAUGUUUCGUUGUUAGCUACAAUAGCUGAAAAAGAGACAGAGUUGAUAAAACACGAAGCUCAUGUCAACAGAGUUACACAGAGUUUAUUUAAACAAGUUUCAAAAGAGAAACAUGAAGUAAUAUUAAGUUAAAUGAUUUUAUACUUUAAUAGUAUACUUUUAAUAUUAUUUUUUUUUUAGCAAAUUAUAACUGAAGAAUUAACUGAAGGUUUGCCUGGUUUUUCAAAUGAUACUGUUGAUGUAGCAAAUGAAGACACUUCUGAGUUUAAAGCUAUUAAUCCACCGACUACAAGAGAUAAUCAAAAAUCAAUCAAAAAGCGCAAAAUCCAGAGACGAUUACGUAAUGAAGAAAGACAACGUAUAAAUGCAAAAGUUGAAAAGAAGAAAAUUUCAGAUCUAUAUAGGUACAUUCCAUGACAUUUAUAUGUCGAUAUACUAAACACUUACACUAUACACUGAUAAUGUGUAUUCAUUAUCUUAUUUUUAUUUAAUAUUUAGAUUGCGUUAUAUUAAUCAAGAAUUAGACGAAUUGGAAAAUUCAACUACUAAGAAAAAACUUAAAAGAUUACAAAAGAGGCAGAUAUCCAACAUAAGUACUAGACGUUUAGGAACCAACAAGUUUACAGAAUCUCAUGAUACGUUUACACUACCAAAAGAUUUAAAAGGUACACUAAGAGAAACUGAACCUCAAGGGAAUAUAUUCAAAGAUUGUUUUGAAAGUUUACAAAAGCGUAACAUUUUGUCAGUUGGCAAAAAACAACUCAAGUGAGUUAACAAAAAUUUUUCUCUCCCUAAAUUGUUGUAUUAAUAAUUUUUUAAUUUUUUAGACUUAACAAAAAGAAAAUUCAAUCGUUUAUGCAUCCUGCUUUUAAAAUUACACCAGACAUGUUAGCAGAGUAUAAUGUGUGAUAAACUGUUUGUAUUAAGAAAUAAUUGCAUAUGUAUGGGGUAUGCCAAUAAAUAGAAAUAAAUUCCAAAAACUCUGAUUUAUUAUUACUUUCAUAA
Molecule: messenger RNA, 3443 nt
Organism: Cinara cedri
Lineage: Eukaryota; Metazoa; Arthropoda; Insecta; Hemiptera; Aphididae
Source: the annotation of a GenBank genome assembly